AUGCCUUCGUCGUCGACAGUUCCACGCUUCUCCAGUGAGAAGCGGGAAGAUCUCUUGGACUUGGAUAUCUCCAGAUCAGAAGCAUUACUGGCUGAUAUCCAAGAUUCCAUCCCAUCUUUUGCUCCUACUGCAAAACCGCGUCUGAAAGGACCUCCGAAAUGCCCUCCACGUCAACUCCCCAAAAAAGAAGAGGCCUACCGCUAA
This is a messenger RNA of Haemonchus placei, 204 nucleotides long. The record is from the annotation of a GenBank genome assembly. NCBI's taxonomy places the organism in Eukaryota, Metazoa, Nematoda, Chromadorea, Rhabditida, Trichostrongylidae.